Messenger RNA from Elaeis guineensis (African oil palm), 1752 nucleotides. NCBI's taxonomy places the organism in Eukaryota, Viridiplantae, Streptophyta, Magnoliopsida, Arecales, Arecaceae. The record is from RefSeq and is a predicted model, not a curated record.
AUGGACGAAGAAUUCCCUGACCACAUAUCAUGCUGCCUCUCCAUCGAGGGAGAGGAGGAAUGCCUUUCAAUGCCCAAAGUGUCUCGGGAAAGUGGAAGAAUCCUUUCCAAAGUGUCUUGUAAAAGCAAAGGAAUGCCUACCAAUGCCACAUCUUCCACUAACUGCAAAACCAAUGAGAGAGAGACCUCAUGGAUCGAUCGAGUGAGGAAAAAGGUAAAUUUAGCACACCCUAUGGACCAUUGCCAUGGCCGAUGCACCAUGUUCAAGGUCCCCAAGCACAUCCGGGAGUUGGAUCCUAAAGCCUACACUCCAACGGUUGCUUCCUUUGGACCUUUUCACCACCACAACCCAUAUGAGAGUUCUGUCAUGAUGGACUAUAAGUGGCGGUCUGUCCAGCACCUUCUAUCGCAUCAUGGAAGUCAAGAUGAUAAUCAAUUGUUGGACAGGUGCUUGUUGGAGUUGAAGAAACAGGAUCACAAUGUUCGGCGCUGCUACGCUGAGGAAUUCUCUACAUUGGAUGCCGAAGAUAUGGCAUUGAUCAUGUUGCUUGAUGGGUGCUUCAUCAUUUAUCUCAUGCUAAAAAUGCAGUGUAGGAAGGAAUCAUCAACCAAGGAAAUAGAAAGGGAGAAGGGCAUGGAAGCAGAAAUGGAGGAGGAAGAGGAGGGGGAUGUGGUUAUAAAUAUCGAGGAGGAACAGCUUGAGAACAUAACUGUGGCAGGGCUAUUCACUCUCGAUUUAGUAGUUUAUGAUCUACUGAAGCUCGAGAACCAAAUUCCUUUCUUCAUCAUAAAAUUGCUAUUUGAUCAACUCAUAUCAUGUGAGGAUGAAAAGAUUGGUCUUGUCGACCUUGCCCUCCAACUCUUCAAAGACAUACAUCCCGAGGAAUCCGAAUCAUUCAAGAAAAAGAAGAAAAAUUCCCCAAGCAAAUACAAACAUCUGCUUCAUCUAUUUCAUUCAUCUCGGAUCCCUUCAGAACAGCAAGCACAGUUUACAUCAGAACCAGAAUCAAAGGCUGCUCCUUCACAACUAAUUCCGAAAUUUAAACCAGGAUGGAUUUCUGAUGCAAUUAAACACAUGAAGUCCCAGCGGAAGAAAGCAGAAGCUGCUCCUCCACAAGGGUCUUCAACAUCUGCUCCCAGAUGGACUCCUAGCGCGACGGAGAUCCAUAGGGCUGGGGUUAAGUUCAAGAGGAAGAAACCACCGGCAGAUAGUUUCUUGAACAUAACAUUUGAGCAGAGGAAGGUGGAGAUCACGCCAUUGCGAUGCCUCUUGAAUUUGCGGUUAAUGUUUAGGAGGGGACGGAUGGAGAUACCAUCGCUGCAAAUCUAUGACUAUACUGGUCCUCUCUUCCAAAAUCUCAUAGCUUUCGAACAGUGCUAUUUUAAUACUAAGAUGUAUAUUACGAUAUACGCACUCUUUAUGGAUUGCAUCAUCGACCAGGCUGAGGACGUGCGGUUGCUCCACUUGGAAGGUAUACUGGAACACAAACUAAGCAAUGAUCAAGCAGUAGCACAACUCUUCAAUAAGUUAGGUAGUCAGAUACACUUUGAUUUGAAAAAGAACUACCUUACAGAUCAGAUUCAGAGGGUAAACAAGUUUUAUGACUCCAAAUGGCAUAAAACGCUUGCUGCGUUGAGGCGAGACUAUCUUGGCAACCCAUGGGCUACAAUUUCAGUGUUGGCAGCGAUCUUCCUUCUCUUGCUGAGCAUUGAGCAGGCAGUAUUUUCUGCUUUGUCCUUUUUUCACUCUUAA